AAAGGUCCAUGUGUCCACGCUUGUCCCCGCUCUCUCCCAUUGCCCCCUCCUCGCGCCACAGGCCCACAUACUGGCCGAUACCCAUCUGCUACCCCUCUUCCAGACCGUCCACAACACAUGCAAACGGACUGCAUGCCCUCAAUGUCUCUCCCCAGUAUCCACGAGAUGUUCCCCGAGCAUCUCAUGCGCCCAACACCCUAUACCGCGUCUCCACCGACGCCUCAGCACGAAUUGACGCAUUCAUACACCACGUCUCCCAUUAUCUCUCAUCGACGCCUAAGCCUGAGCAGCCCUAGACAGACAGCGUCCUAUCCUUACCCUCCCCGCGUGCAUCAGAUUCAAGAACCUCGCUCACACACGGACCGCGGUCACAUUCAUCUUGUUAAUGAUGGCCCCCGUUCUGCGCCCACGGCCCCCUACCGGAUCGAGAUACCACCCGCGCCCCAGUCGCCGGUCCGUUCGCGCCAGCGGUCUGCAUCCACAGCGUCGCACGGAUAUUCUCUCCGCUCCGCAGCGCGGCCCACUCGAAGUCACUCCGAGGACUAUCCAGAGGAGCCACGCCGCGACGCUGGCUGCUCGUCGAUGAUCUUCUCUGUUUCCGGCUACACCGCCCGGGACGCCCCCUCCGCCGGCCACCGCGAGGACGGCAUCUCGGCGAGUGACGAGGAGGACAUGGGCGGGGACAGUACCAAGAAGCACGUCUGCACCACGUGCAAUAAGCGGUUCAACCGCCCAAGCAGCCUGCGCAUCCAUCUCAACACCCACACCGGCGCGACACCUUUCCGCUGCCCGUGGCCGCAUUGCGGGCGGGAGUUCAACGUGAACUCGAACAUGCGCCGCCAUCUCCGCAAUCAUACGGCAGUGCGUCCUGGGCAGACGCCGCCGCCGCCCAAACCGUAUUCACCACCGGUGUAUCUGCACUCGCCACCCCAGCCGGCGCUUUCGCCGCCUGAAUCGAAUGAGGAGGACUCGGACGAUGAGGAUGAGGUACCAGAGCCGGCCUACUCGCAGCGACGGUCGAGUUUCGACUACGAGAGCUCUAGGUACGAGAAGCCGCGGGACGACCGCUACGGGUAUGAGCUCUAUCGCAUGAGCUACUCGCACGUACGCGCCCCCUCCCGCUCGGUUUCCCCAGCCUCCUCCGCCUCCUCGUUCUCGCCGCGCCUCAUCCCCAUAUCCAGCGCGCGCGAUCCGUACUAGUACCAAUACGCUUCUUCCAGUCGACCUCAAUUAGCCUUAGCUGUCGGUGUUGCUCUUGCUUUCCGCCGUAGACUCAGACCCCCACUUCUAUGCCGCUUUUCUUUCUCCGCUUCUCUAGGGACGUCCGCUUCCGCUUACGAUGGUCAUGACCCUCUUCUUGGAUAUUCUUGUUUAUGUAUUCUUGCACCCUGUACUUGUACGAUAUCUAGAUAUACCUUGCUCAGCACACCGUCGUCUGGGGAAUACGGAGUUGGCGCAUGCGCCGUUGUCGAGCUCACUGUAGUAUACACAAUCGAGCAUAUGUAUCAUGGCU
Molecule: messenger RNA, 1513 nt
Organism: Schizophyllum commune H4-8
Lineage: Eukaryota; Fungi; Basidiomycota; Agaricomycetes; Agaricales; Schizophyllaceae
Gene: c2h2
Product: regulator of mushroom formation
Exons: 5
Coding region: 118-1200 (360 amino acids)
Cellular component (GO): nucleus
Source: RefSeq, a predicted model, not a curated record